CCUCGAUCCUAGAAACGAAAACACUCCCUAAAGACAGACAGCUGCAGACACCAGCCAAGACACCUCCAGGAGCCACCGUUAACGUCACCGUCAUACCGGAGCUGAGCGAGCAGACCGCCCGGUGUUGUUUACCCGUCGGUUAGAGAAGAAGGACGCGGAGGGGGGACGCCGCUGUCUGCCGCUGGAUCUACACCGCGACGCAUCUGCGCAGCACACGAAGAGGCUGAAAGAAAAACCGUCGCAUCAGUGUUUAUGAAAAUGCCGUUGUCCGUUAACGGCAUCCUUUGCACGCUCGCGCUGCUGGUCCUGUGGCGGGCGAAGGAGCUCGCGGAAGCUUGCAGCUGCGCUCCGGUACAUCCGCAACAGGCGUUCUGCAACGCCGAUGUAGUGAUUCGAGCAAAGGUGGUGGGAGAGAGAGAGGUGGAUUCUGGGAAUGAUAUCUACGGGAACCCAAUCAAGAGGAUCCAGUAUGAGGUCAAACAGAUCAAGAUGUUCAAGGGUCCUAACGAGGACAUCGAGGCUGUCUUCACUGCUCCUGUGUCCGCUGUCUGUGGCGUUACCCUGGAUGCCAACGGCAAGAAGGAGUACUUGAUCUCAGGCAAGGCUGAGGCCGGUGGGCGCAUGCAUGUGACCCUGUGUGAUUACAUCAUGCCCUGGGACACCUUGAGCAACACCCAGAAGAAGGGCCUUAGCCAGCGCUACCAGAUGGGCUGUGAAUGCAAGAUUGUGCGCUGUCCCUCUUUGCCCUGCGAGAUCUCUGCUCCUGAGGAGUGUCUGUGGACGGACCUGAUGAUGGAGAAGCAGGUGCACGGACGCCAGGCCAACCACUAUGCCUGCAUCAAGAGGGCAGAUGGCUCCUGCUCCUGGUACCGCGGCGUCUCAUCGCCCAAGAAGGAGUUCCUGGACGCCGACGACCCUUAGUCACGUGGCACGCCUGACUGCCUACUGCACAGCCUGGCUGGAAAAUAAAUGUAAACGAUUCCAUUGAAAUUUAAGAUCAAAGUGAUUUUUUUUGAUAAAAAAAAAAAAAAAAAGGCAAAGCUAAUGUGACUGAAAUUACCUGCUGGUCUGAAAACAACCUUCAGCCUCUCUUUGUGUUGUUGUCCGUUAGCAUUUCAGUCAGCGAGAGCAACACAAGGCCGCUUUCAGCCUCAGCAUUGCUCACCUUUAACUGAAGAGGCUCAGAGGUUGUUCUCAGACGCAGCGUCUCUGUAAAAACAAAAUAGCAUCAUGAGACAUAGACUGGUCAAGUGAUGAUGUAACUUCCUCCUGAGGCUGGCGUCAGGAGGAUAUAAAUUCUCGGUGAGACAGAGCACUUCCUGCCCCACAAAGCGCUUUAACAGCUCUGCUCUCCGACUCCACCAAUCAACCCCCGAUCUACGGACGAUCAUUCGUUACCCAUCGUGUGUUUCUACUUUUAUUACCUCAUUCUCCAUUUUUAUUCCAAAGCCAAAUUCCAAGUUGCCUUUUUUUAAAUGAUUGUCUCGCGCUCUCUCUCUCAGAACACUAUAAGUUACUGCUUCUCUCAUCUGCUCUGCUGGGAGCUGUUUGGCCACCGCCGACGUUGGAUGCCCACGACACGCUUAACUGUUUCCUUUAAAAAGAACAUGAGUCAUCUCGCAUGGCUGAACUCUUGUGGUUUCAUUAGUUGGAAAAAAAAAUUCUUUUCUUGUGGUGAUUUUUAACUGAAGCCUGUGACCAUCACAAGCCUCACUGGACCAGUCUAUGCUGUGUAAAGAUGAGCGCUCUAAAUUUAAACCUGCUCGCCGCCCCCACAGUCCGAUCAGAAAUAUCCCAAAUUCCUCUUCCUCAUCUCGUCUUCGUCCCUCUCUCUUGUUAUCCCCACUAUGUAGCUGUACAGUACCUAUGCAUAUACUUUUGUUGUUACUUGAUGAUUAUUAUUUACUGCAUUAGAACUAGAUUUGCACUUUUUGAGGAUGAGUAAAGACAAGAGCCUGAACACUCUGAUGUGACAGUUAUUAUAGUUCGCCCAGACCGACAGAUCCACCUCAGGUGCAGAUUUAUCCUGUUUUGAGUGCUUUUGGUGAUCCGUAUUCACAAACUUACUCUCGCUAUCUUUGUCAUAACAGAUAAAAUAAUACUUGCAAUGGAAGAAAAACAAAAAAAGUGGCGCGCGGUGAGACGUUCGGAUAUAAGGGAUCUUUUUGCAGAUUUUAUGUGUGAAAGAGAAACAAAAAGAGCUUUGUUGGUUGUUAUUUCAGUGUCUUUGUAUUAUCUGUUGAUUGUAAAUGCCAACAGCAGUUUCAUGAUUUGCCAGUAUAUUCUCGCAGACGGUUCAUUUCAUGAGUAAUAAGGUCUUUACACGCUUAAUGUUAGCUUUCCUGCUCCUUCCAGUUAUUAAUGAAAGCUUUAUCGCUGUCAUAGAAAGCAAGUUACUCAAUCAAAGUUUACAGUGCUGUUUUAUACACCUCAAGCUACAUUAACAAAAAAAUAUAUAUAUGAUGGAGUAUUAGAGGCAUAAUUUAAAAGUAAACUCUUUCCAUUUUCCAUUACUUUGUAUUUUUUCAGUGUUAUUAUUAUACCUGUCAUGAUUUUUGUGUGUUUUACGCUGUCUUUGUCUACGAUGUCUUUAGCUGUAGUGUCGAGGUGAGAAGGUCCUCUUGCGCUGGAGUAACGUGAGAGUGAGAGAGAUUAAUCCUUUUUGGAGAGGUGUCGAGAAACGAGGGAUGGGUACCUUGUGUGAAUAGAGGACUGUGCAUGUGUUUGAUGCUUUGUGUAAGUCCGGGCGAAGGACAAAAUAUUCAGUAUUAUCAAAUAAAAAACACGUUUGAAAG
Molecule: messenger RNA, 2795 nt
Organism: Epinephelus moara (kelp grouper)
Lineage: Eukaryota; Metazoa; Chordata; Actinopteri; Perciformes; Serranidae
Gene: timp2a
Product: TIMP metallopeptidase inhibitor 2a
Exons: 5
Coding region: 253-921 (222 amino acids)
Biological process (GO): negative regulation of membrane protein ectodomain proteolysis; negative regulation of endopeptidase activity
Cellular component (GO): extracellular matrix
Molecular function (GO): metalloendopeptidase inhibitor activity; protease binding
Source: RefSeq, a predicted model, not a curated record